AUGCGAAAGUUUGUGCGAGACCAGAGUUUAAGAGACUUUCAAUUUCCGGAUGAAUUCCAACCACAUUUCAAGGAUAUAACCGACCAUUUGAGCCACACUGAUCGUAAGCCAGACACGCUCUUAAUGGAUAACAAACUGUGCCUUGACAUUCUUAAACUUAGUGAAUGCAGAGUUGACAUUACAAAUGAAUUGUGGUUUUCUUUGAAUGGUUAUGAUUUUGGGUCCCCUCAUGUAAUUGAUUCUUUUGAUAACGACGAGCUUCAUUACAUCCACGAAGUGUACAAGAUCUUUCUUCCAGAUAUACCAUUAUCAAGUAUACCUCUCAUGUACGACAAGUACGCUUCAGUGGCGUUUGCGGGAGAACGAUACGGUUCUUGUUUUUCGCGUCUCAAUCGCGUUGCAUACGUUGUGGCAAAGUGGGCUGGACGAUAUGAUGGUAGUGUCGAUUUGGAAGCCCUUAAUCACAGGCCAGGCAUGAUCGAAUAUUUCAUUCGACAGUGCAUUAGCUAUCGCGGAAACCUCUAUCCGUUCUGCUUCGCGUAUGUGCGCUGGUUUCAGUAUCACCCUGAGCAAUUUCAUUGUGGUAAUGACGGUGUCACGCCAGAGAUUUGGUGCGCAAACUUGUUCGAGAGCCUUGGUGCGUCUUCGUUCAUACCCGUCCAACGUUUAGCCAAAAAAUUUGUUGCAGGUUAUGAAAAGGUUAAAGACGAGAAAGUUUUGUUUGUCAUGCCCCUUGAAGAAAGGGUUCUUAUAUAG
This is a messenger RNA of Paramuricea clavata, 756 nucleotides long. The record is from the annotation of a GenBank genome assembly. NCBI's taxonomy places the organism in Eukaryota, Metazoa, Cnidaria, Anthozoa, Malacalcyonacea, Plexauridae.